AUGCAAGAGGAGGAGGUGGAGUGUCCCAAUGAAGAAGAUGGCGAAGAAGAGAUGAAAGAAACAAAGAAUGAGAGUGGAACCAAGUUUCCAAAGCUAUGGAGUGAAGAAGAUGAGAUUAGUUUGGUAAGUGGGUAUUACGAGUAUCAAGGAAUAAAAGCCAAAUCCGACAUUGGUGGAUUUUAUGAAUUCAUAAAGCCUCGACUCAUCCGUAGCUGUGUGAAGCAAUCUCAAGUUUCAGAUAAGAUUUGUCGUCUAAAGAAGAAGUUCAUGGAGAAUUCAUCCAAAUUUGAACACAAUACCCACAACACUCCUCACCUCCAAACACUAUUUGAACUGUCCACCAAAAUUUGGGGCAGUAUGGUAUGUUCGAAGUUUGAGGUGUCCAAUGAUUUAAUGUGCGAAGAAUUUGAUGGCUUCCUUUUCCAUGAAGGAGUGGAUGUUGAGUUGUUGGAGAGUGAGAGAGUGAGAAGCAUGAAGAGGAAAUUUGGGGAGGUCCAGCUUUGUAGAAGCAGAUUCGAGUACAAGCAAGCCAAACUUGCCAAGAACAUGGAAAGGCUGAAGUAUGAUCAUUAUAAUAGGGCGUUGGUGAAGUUCUUUCCUUGA
Cucurbita pepo subsp. pepo (vegetable marrow) is the source of this 603-nucleotide messenger RNA. The record is from RefSeq and is a predicted model, not a curated record. NCBI's taxonomy places the organism in Eukaryota, Viridiplantae, Streptophyta, Magnoliopsida, Cucurbitales, Cucurbitaceae.